AUAUGAAGAGUGAAGAAGCACAUGUAGAAAUCCAGGUGGAGAGUCUUGUUUUUCAGUGCUGUAACUCUUUGACUUCUGCCAAAUUCAUGGUAGAACCUGUGCCACGGUAUGCUUCUGAAGGAGAAAGUAUUCUUCUCCUCGUUCAUUAUCUGCCAGAAGAGGUGAUAUCCUUCUCCUGGUACUAUUCGAUGUAUACGAUCCCAAACUUUAAAAUUGUAGACCACCAUGUAAUCUGGAAUAUCACCACAUGGAGUGAUGCAUACAGAGAAAGAGGGAUGGUGUAUGCCAGUGGAUCCCUACUGCUCCUGGACAUCACUGAGGAAGAUGCAAGAAUGUAUACACUAGAAAUUUUAAAUAUAGAUAACAAGGUUGAAAGAGCACAUGUGCAGUUUUAUGUAGACAAGCCUGUGACAGAGCCCUUCAUUCGAAUAACUGACACCACAGUCAAAGCAAACAGAUCUGUGACAUUCUCCUGUGUUUCACCGGACACCAGAAUCUCCAUCCGUUGGUUCUUCAAUAACCACAAUCUGCAGCUCACAGAUAGGAUAAAGCUGUCUCCAUCAAAGUGUGGACUCAGAAUAGAUAAUGUUAGAUAUGAGGAUGCUGGAGAAUACCGGUGUAUAGUCAUCAACCGAGCUGGUAAAGGAGUGGGUAGUCUGCCAGUCAGGUGGCCAUGAUGAAUGAGCAACCCCUCCUCUCAUCCUACAGUAG
This is a messenger RNA of Grammomys surdaster, 711 nucleotides long. Its product is annotated as pregnancy-specific glycoprotein 22-like. NCBI's taxonomy places the organism in Eukaryota, Metazoa, Chordata, Mammalia, Rodentia, Muridae. The transcript is spliced from 3 exons. The record is from RefSeq and is a predicted model, not a curated record. The coding region runs from base 3 to 677 and encodes 224 amino acids. Gene Ontology annotation, cellular component: external side of plasma membrane. Gene Ontology annotation, biological process: T cell activation.